Messenger RNA from Peniophora sp. CBMAI 1063, 294 nucleotides. The record is from the annotation of a GenBank genome assembly. NCBI's taxonomy places the organism in Eukaryota, Fungi, Basidiomycota, Agaricomycetes, Russulales, Peniophoraceae.
AUGGUCACACGUUACUCGCGCGCGGAAUGUGGUCACACCGCCAUCCGUCUCCACUUGCGACCUGCGACCAUCUACCCCACUAACCAAGAUGCGUGCUACGAUCCCACGACUCGCCCGGCUCGUCCCGAAAGCCUCCGUACCUCCUCAACAAGCGGAGGCCGGCGCCAACUACCCCUCCAACAUCCGUAUCGAGCCGCCGAAAGACAAGCGCGCCUUCCAGCACAUCAGGCCAGCGAGGAGAGAUGGGUUCUUGAAGUUAUUGAAGGAGCGGUAAAAACCGUGUUCUUGGUUUAG